Puntigrus tetrazona (Sumatra barb) is the source of this 1724-nucleotide messenger RNA. RefSeq names its product bifunctional apoptosis regulator-like. The record is from RefSeq and is a predicted model, not a curated record. Bases 282 to 1691 code for a protein of 469 amino acids. Gene Ontology annotation, cellular component: nucleus. The transcript is spliced from 8 exons. Lineage: Eukaryota; Metazoa; Chordata; Actinopteri; Cypriniformes; Cyprinidae. Gene Ontology annotation, molecular function: ubiquitin protein ligase activity; protein binding. Gene Ontology annotation, biological process: proteasome-mediated ubiquitin-dependent protein catabolic process.
CAGAAAUAUAGGAAACCAGGAAGAUCUGGUGAGAAAAGCUCACACUUUUGGUGUAAAACAAUAGAAGCCAGUGGAAAGUCCCCAUGAAGGAUGAUAUCACGUGUGUGUAUGUGUGUGUGUGUGUGUGUGUGUGUGUGUGUGUGUGUGAGUGUGUGAGUAGGAAGGUGCUGAGCUGAAGUGAGGAGCUUUCUCUUUCUCUUCUGUUGUGGUCAGAGAAGAAAUGCAUGUUUACAUGAAUAAACCAGAAAGACGCUUUGAGACCGAAGAGAGACCAAGAGCUGAUGACCAGCACUGAGACUGAGAUGGACGUGAGGAUCCCGGUGGAGUCUGAGUCUGAGGUGUGGUCUCUGUCUGAGUCUGAGUUCAGCUGUCACUGCUGCUAUGAGGUUCUGGUGGAGCCCACCACACUCACCUGUGGACACAGCUUCUGCAGACACUGUCUGGCCAACUGGUGGGCCUCCGCUCGGCCCCGCGUCCGCACCGACUGCCCAGAAUGCCGAGCGCUGUGGGUGGGCUUUCCCAAAGUCAACAUCCUGCUCCGGGACGCGGUGGAGAAGCUGUUCCCCGCUGACGUGAGCCGCCGGAAGCAGGCCGUCCUGAGCGAUCCGUGGCUCUCUCAUGUUCUCCAGGUGUUCCAGCAGCAGGAGAGGAGACAGGCCCCUCGCGCAGCUCCGCCACAGAACCCACCGCAGCUUCCUAUAAUGGACCAGCGGCUGUUUAAUGUGUUGAAUCAAGUACAGCUUGACAUGUUGAAUAUGCCAGAGUUCAACAUCCGAGGGAUUUGCUCUGGAAUCAGUAUAGUGCUGUGCUGCAUGGUCGUGUUGGUGUUAGUAUGGCGUGUGUACAGUGCCAGCUCCAGUCAUGAGGUGCUGCUCACUAAACCUCUCAGCAGGUGGAGCGCUGAUGAUGUCACUCUGUGGGUGGAGCAUCUGAGCGUCUGGACCAAUCAGUAUAAAGAAACCUUCCGCAGGGAGAAGAUCAACGGCAGGUUGCUGUUCUCUGUCAGUGACACUGAUCUGUCGUCAGCUCCGUUCAACAUCAGGAACGAGUCUCACAGACAGAUCAUCCUCCAGGAGAUACACAGACUCAGACAGCGCCGGCUCUCACCCAGCCUCUGGGAGUACAAGGACCUGUAUUUAGGGAAGACUCUGUUUCUGCUGCUGAGUUUGCGCAGGUUUCCUCGUCUGACUCUGCUCGGUCUGUUCCUGUUUGAUUAUGAAGACACGUUCCUGCCCUUCAUUCACAGCAGCUGCCCGGCUCUGAAAUCACCGGACCUCCUGACCGACACGCCGCUGGAUUGGCCGGGCUGGCGUCAGUGGGCGGAGUUUCUUCUGAUGUACUUCCUGCUGCCCUAUCAGCUGCUGUCAGCGUUCGCCUGGCGCUGGAUGAGCUCUCAUUACUGGACGGCUCGUGUGGUCAUGCUGCACGCCGUCUUACUGACCGCUCUGGAUGUGCACUUCUUCUGGACGCUGCUGAAGACGGGACAGAUGAGGACGCUCCCUAAGCGUGUCUGGAAGGAGCUGGUGAGAGUGACCCUAGAGGAGACUGUGUUGGUGCUGCUCUGGUCCCUGGUCCCUCUGCUCUUCUGUAACUGUCUGUUCUACUACAACCUGUACAUCUACCCCUUCAACACCGCAGCGCUCCUCAAACACACACUGCUGCACACACACACACAGCACGGGGGGAUCUGACACACACACACUGAGAGACACACACACACACUG